CCUUCAUAUGGAUUCUGUAAAAUUUCGUUAUGAAUCUCAGAUCUCUAAGACUGAGCUUCAAUUAAGAUAUGAGCUUUGAGGACGGGGAGAGUGAAAAUUUUGAUGCUUCAGACGUAGAGGACAGAGAGAGUGAGUCGGAUGAUGCUGGAUCUGACUCCUCUCCUCUUCCAAACGCCAGCUGGGUCAUCGGUAACAGUGAAAGUGAGAAAAGUGAGUUGGAAUUGGAGUAUGAGCCCAAGCAAGACUUUGAGAGUGAAUUGGAUAUCGAUCAGGUCGUUGAGGAGAAGCAUGACAAAAACCCAAUGCCUGAUGUUGAGAUGCGCAACCACUCCAAUGUCACUGUCACAUGAGUUGGUGAGGUCCAGGCGUCCAGCAAAUUCCUUGCCCUUACUAUUAUUUUAAAGUUUUAUAAGGAAGGGUAUAAUUGAAAGUCAAUGAAAAAAAUCAAUCCCUUAAAAAUGAUAUUUAGUCAAAGCGAAAAGAUCAAUAUAGUACAGUACAGAGG
Cuscuta campestris is the source of this 505-nucleotide messenger RNA. Lineage: Eukaryota; Viridiplantae; Streptophyta; Magnoliopsida; Solanales; Convolvulaceae. The record is from the annotation of a GenBank genome assembly.